GAGGCCGGCAGUCGGAACUGGGGCCCGAACCCGGGAUGGGCGGGGACUGCCUGGGACUCGGGGGCUCCCGGGGUCGUCAUGGCAACGUGCCCCCUCCCUUGUUCCGGCCCGUUCCCGCCCAGGUUCUGAGGCAUAGUGGCCGAGGGCUCGAGGUGCCACGGCGUCCAGGAGCGAGGACUGGGCCGGGCAGGGUGUCACUCCGGAGUCGGGGAGCAGUCGGGGAGGGGCGAUGACUUUUCAGGUUUGGGGGUGGCGGAGGGAAGACGCAUCUCAGGUUUUGGCCUGGGUGCCUGGCGCCGAGGGCGGGAGACGGGGAGUGCUGACGCGCAGGAGCCUGGCUACAAAAGACCCCACAGCUGUAGAGAGAGCAAACUUGUUAAACAUGGCUAAACUGAGUAUCAAAGGACUCAUUGAAUCUGCCCUGAGCUUUGGCCGCACUUUGGAUUCUGAUUAUCCCCCCUUGCAGCAAUUCUUUGUUGUUAUGGAACAUUGCCUGAAACACGGUCUUAAAGUAAGAAAAUCAUUUUUGAGUUAUAACAAAACCAUCUGGGGCCCUUUGGAACUGGUGGAGAAGUUGUACCCAGAAGCAGAGGAAAUAGGAGCCAGUGUCCGGGAUCUGCCUGGUCUGAAGACCCCUCUGGGUCGAGCAAGAGCAUGGCUUCGAUUAGCCCUUAUGCAAAAAAAAAUGGCCGAUUACUUACGUUGCUUGAUUAUUCAGAGGGAUCUCUUAAGUGAGUUUUAUGAGUAUCAUGCACUAAUGAUGGAAGAAGAAGGAGCAGUAAUUGUUGGGCUGCUGGUUGGCCUGAAUGUGAUCGAUGCUAAUCUGUGUGUGAAGGGAGAGGAUUUAGACUCACAAGUUGGAGUGAUUGAUUUUUCUAUGUAUUUAAAGAAUGAAGAAGAUAUUGGAAAUAAAGAAAGGAAUGUUCAAAUUGCUGCCAUAUUGGACCAAAAGAAUUAUGUUGAAGAAUUAAAUAGACAACUGAACAGCACAGUCAGCAGCCUCCAUUCAAGAGUUGAUUCAUUAGAAAAGUCAAAUACUAAGCUGAUUGAAGAGUUAGCAAUAGCAAAGAAUAACAUCAUUAAACUCCAAGAAGAAAAUCAUCAAUUACGAAGUGAAAAUAAAUUGAUUUUAAUGAAAACACAGCAGCACCUAGAGGUUACCAAAGUAGAUGUGGAAACUGAGCUUCAAACAUAUAAGCAUUCUCGUCAGGGGCUAGAUGAAAUGUACAAUGAAGCCAGAAGGCAGCUUCGAGAUGAAUCUCAGUUACGACAAGAUGUAGAGAAUGAGCUAGCAGUACAAGUUAGUAUGAAGCAUGAGAUUGAACUUGCCAUGAAGUUGCUGGAGAAAGAUAUCCAUGAGAAACAAGAUACUCUGAUAGGCCUUCGACAACAGCUAGAGGAAGUUAAAGCAAUUAACAUAGAGAUGUAUCAAAAGUUGCAGGGUUCUGAAGAUGGCUUGAAAGAAAAAAAUGAAAUAAUUGCCCGACUAGAAGAAAAAACCAACAAAAUUACUGCAGCCAUGAGGCAGCUGGAACAAAGAUUGCAGCAAGCAGAGAAGGCGCAGAUGGAAGCUGAAGAUGAGGAUGAGAAAUAUCUACAAGAAUGUCUCAGUAAAUCUGACAGUCUGCAGAAACAAAUCUCCCAAAAGGAGAAACAGCUGGUGCAACUGGAAACUGACUUGAAGAUUGAGAAGGAAUGGAGGCAGACUUUGCAGGAAGAUCUUCAAAAGGAGAAAGAUGCCUUAUCUCAUCUUAGAAAUGAGACUCAACAAAUCAUUAGUCUUAAAAAAGAGUUCCUUAACCUCCAGGAUGAAAAUCAGCAGUUGAAAAAAAUAUAUCAUGAACAAGAGCAAGCUCUUCAAGAACUCGGCAACAAACUUAGCGAAUCAAAACUUAAAAUUGAAGACAUAAAAGAAGCCAACAAAGCAUUGCAGGGACUGGUUUGGCUGAAAGACAAAGAAGCAACACAUUGUAAACUUUGUGAAAAGGAAUUCUCACUCUCUAAGAGAAAGCACCACUGUAGAAACUGUGGGGAAAUUUUCUGUAAUGCCUGCUCUGACAACGAACUACCUUUGCCUUCUUCACCAAAACCAGUACGGGUUUGUGAUUCCUGUCAUGCAUUGCUGAUUCAGAGAUGUUCAUCUAACUUGCCCUGAGACUCCAGAACUAAAUCCUUAUGUAUGAAAUUACCUACAAUGAAUGUUAUGAUGUUGUAUACAAAGGUAACCAGACAGCUCUUCUUAAGCGGCUUUCGGUCAGUAUUUGGUAACAGUUUAUCUUCUACAUAUUCAGAUCAUGGAAAUUACAAGUUAUAUGAUAUUUCCUUCCCCAUUGUUAUUCAAAAUGAAUUUUCAACACAGCAUGCUUAAAAAUCAUGUAACUCAUUAAAAGGCCAGAUAGCAGAGUUAACACAACUUGCCUUAUCUUGUAAAGGCCUUUUUAAAAAUAAGGCUUCAGAUUGUUUUUUUCUUCUGAAUUGUCAAUUUGGUGGUGCCUGCAGUUCUCUUAAUGCACUUUAAAGCUUCACAGUUCUGAGACUGGAAAUGCAUAAAACUUUUUAGAAGUAUUAA
Molecule: messenger RNA, 2569 nt
Organism: Mandrillus leucophaeus (drill)
Lineage: Eukaryota; Metazoa; Chordata; Mammalia; Primates; Cercopithecidae
Gene: RUFY2
Product: RUN and FYVE domain containing 2
Exons: 18
Coding region: 230-2155 (641 amino acids)
Cellular component (GO): cytoplasm
Molecular function (GO): metal ion binding
Source: RefSeq, a predicted model, not a curated record